CACCGCCCCACGCCCCGCCUUGUUCAUCCACGACCACUGUUCCCUUCACUUUCACUCUCAUCGCUGCUGUGGCACAUGUUGGAGUGUCGCGCGCCGUUCUCGCAAAAACGGCCUUCGAAUCGCCACCACCCGUCGCCGCCCAACCACCUAUCUGCGACCGGCCGCAUUGCGAGCUUUGCGUGUUGGUUGAUAUGUCGGAUCGUGAGGUGAUCGAGUAUCGCCAGUACUGCCCGCCGGGAGUGCGGCGUGUUCUUGCAUUCGGAACCAGCGCCUUCAUCGGGGAAGUUGAUGGCUCGACCGUCCUCAAGUACCCUCUCGAGCCGGGAGGUGAUAUGAGUCGCCUCAAGCAUGAACACACAAUUCUCAAAAUACUUGGCCAACACCCCCGAAUCGUCGCCCACAAAGGACUUACAGAUGCUGGCUUAUACCUUGAGCGUGCAGCAAAUGAAACGAUCUACAAGUACCUAGUCGAAUCAGAUCCAGAUCGCGCUCCGCCUUCUCUUCAGCAGCGGGUAACCUGGUGCCGUGAGGUGGCCGAAGCGGUCGAGCAUGUUCAUUCAAAGAGCGUUAUCCACUGCGACAUUCAGCCAACGAACAUACUAGUGGACGAGAAUCUUCAUCUUAAGCUUGCCGAUUUUCAAGGGGAUUACCUCUCUAGCGGUGAGGUUAUAGCUGGUUGGAGUGGCGAGCCAUGCAGAUAUUUCUGCCCCCGGGAUGAUGAGUUUGAGACGAGUCCAACAACGGAUCUUUUUGCGCUUGGGUCUACUAUCUACUUUAUUAUGACUGGCUACGAAGUCUUCCAAGAUAUUGCUGGGGGAGAGGAUGGGUGGGCGGAGCAAGUAAGGUCCCGUUUUGCAAGCGGCAUCUUUCCCGGGGAUUCCCACGCGUGCGAUUUUAUUACGCGGAAAUGCUGGGAACGUCGAUAUAGUUCUGCAAGUGAGGUUCUCGAGGAUAUUAGAGCCGUCGAGAAACAACUAAGCGGCCAACACCAUGAGAGCAGACGGGCAAGCUCUAGUUGACUCAGCAGCAGCGCCACAUAUUCGCCAGGACAUAUGACGUACCUGUGGCUAGUGCUGCGCCGAGGGCGAACCCUCAACUACCAAGCCAAAACAAGUCCCCGCUCCCACACCUUGGCCGGGCCUGAUUUAGCCCCCUGUGUCAAACAUCACGGUGGUUGAAACAGCAAUGUGUAGCAGCAGUCGAAACCGUG
Messenger RNA from Trematosphaeria pertusa, 1210 nucleotides. Its product is annotated as kinase-like protein. NCBI's taxonomy places the organism in Eukaryota, Fungi, Ascomycota, Dothideomycetes, Pleosporales, Trematosphaeriaceae. Gene Ontology annotation, biological process: intracellular signal transduction; protein phosphorylation. The transcript is spliced from 2 exons. Bases 192 to 1019 code for a protein of 275 amino acids. Gene Ontology annotation, molecular function: protein serine/threonine kinase activity; ATP binding. The record is from RefSeq and is a predicted model, not a curated record.